GGCCCCCCAAAUUUCAUCUAUUGUCCCAUUUAUGCCCUUAGGUGAAUAGGAUAACAAUUCCAAGAAGAUCAUGUUAAACAAGAUAAAGAUUCAACUAAUAAAAAUUUUGUUUGUUUUUACCCUAAGCCUUCUCUAAAAUUAAUUUUUAUUUCCUUAUAUAUUCACACAAUAUAUCUAACCAUAUAAAAAAACAAAUUUUAUAAUAAAACCUAAUAAAAAUUUUGCCUUUGUUUCUUUGCCUUUUCUUUAACCAUCAGUUUCUUCGAUUUGUUGAUCUACUUUGUCUGAAAUGAGAAGCUGUUGAAUCUUUGUUCUUUGAGCUCAUUUGGGUCACUGAUAAGUGGCUCAUGGCUGAAGAAUAUCUAUAGCGAAAUUCAAGAGAGUGUAAAGUUGGGAUUUUUAUGAAAUGGGGUUUUCUUGAAAAAGUGAAAGAAUACAUCAAAUGAUGAAGGCAAAAGUACAAAUCUUGAUAGAAUUUUGUGAAGUGGGGUUUUUUGUUUUUGUGGGUUUUGUUUGAUUUGUUUUUUGUGCAUUUUGUUCACAAUGAAAUGAGUUUUCCUGAAAAAGUGUAAAAAAUCAGAUGGUGAAGUCACAAGUAAAAAAGAUUGAUUAUUUAUAGAAUUUUGUGAAGUGGGGUUCUUGUUUUUUGAGGGGUUUUGUUUGAUUUGUUGUGUGGAUUUGAUUAUGGGUGGGUGUUUUCCUUGCUUUAGAUCAUCAAACAAGGAAAGUGGAAAUGGUGUUAAAGAAGUUGUAAAAAAGGAGUCUUUUAAGGAUGGUUCUGCUGCUCAAUCUAUCCAUUUGAGCAAAGUUAAUUCAGAUAAAUCAAAGUCUCGCGGCAGUCAUGAUCCUAAGAAAGAUCCAGCCAUUCCAAAAGAUGGACCAACAGCACAUAUAGCUGCACAGACGUUCACGUUUCGUGAGCUUGCUGCUGCAACAAAGAAUUUUAGGCCAGAGUGUUUGCUUGGUGAAGGUGGUUUUGGGCGUGUUUACAAAGGUCGGCUGGAAAGUACAGGACAGGUGGUUGCUGUUAAACAGCUUGACCGCAAUGGCCUUCAAGGGAAUAGGGAGUUUCUGGUGGAAGUUCUGAUGCUUAGCCUACUACAUCAUCCGAAUCUCGUCAACCUGAUUGGUUAUUGCGCAGAUGGGGACCAACGCCUCCUUGUUUACGAGUUUAUGCCAUUGGGUUCUCUGGAGGAUCAUUUACAUGAUCUUCCACCUGAUAAAGAACCAUUGGACUGGAAUACAAGGAUGAAGAUUGCAGCUGGUGCAGCGAAGGGUUUAGAAUAUCUGCAUGACAAAGCCAACCCUCCUGUGAUAUAUCGAGACUUAAAAUCUUCCAACAUACUUCUUGAUGAAGGAUACCACCCUAAAUUAUCAGAUUUUGGGCUUGCUAAACUGGGCCCUGUUGGCGACAAGACUCAUGUGUCUACACGUGUGAUGGGCACAUAUGGCUACUGUGCUCCGGAAUAUGCAAUGACCGGUCAACUCACAUUGAAAUCUGAUGUUUACAGUUUUGGGGUCGUCUUCCUUGAGCUGAUUACAGGACGCAAAGCAAUUGAUAACGCACGGUCUCAUGGGGAGCAUAAUCUUGUUGCCUGGGCUCGACCGCUUUUCAAGGAUCGGAGGAAGUUCCCGAAAAUGGCAGAUCCACUAUUGCAAGGCCGUUACCCAAUGCGAGGACUAUACCAAGCACUGGCAGUGGCAGCAAUGUGCUUGCAAGAACAAGCAUCUACCAGACCUUUAAUAGGGGAUGUUGUGACGGCUUUAUCAUAUUUAGCCUCUCAAACUUACGACCCUAAUGCAGUUGGUGCACAAAGUAACCGUGUUGGUUCCUCCACUCCAAGGAGCAGGGAGGAUAGACUGCACUCAUCUGAUGGAGUAAAUAGCCCUGAUGAACAUUGCAGUGCUCACCAUGGUUCUCCUUCCAUCCAGAGGAAUUCUCCUGAUUCCAGGAAAAGAGAUUCUGCAAGGGAUUUUAAUACUGGAAUAGAAUUGAGGAAAAUUGCAACUAGCGGUGGAUCUGGUCGUAAGUGGGGUUUGGAUGAAUCAGAACGUCCGGAUUCUCAAAAAAACAGCCCUGUCAGUGCAGGUAGAACUAGAGAAACCCCAAGGAAUCGUGAUCUAGACAGGGAACGUGCAGUUGCUGAAGCAAAAGUAUGGGGCGAAAAUUGGAGGGACAAAAAGAAGACAAGUGCAAGGGGUAGUAGUUUUGAUGGGAUGAAUGAGUGAUUUGUGCAAUAGCGUAUGUUGCAGGGGUUUCUAGGAAUGUAGGUUUUGGGCGUCAUGAUGCAAAACCUGAGGUACUACAAUUGCAUCAUUAUUACGCCCUUGGUCACCCAUACUGAGAGUUGAAGCAAGAGUCCUUUUAUCCUACUUCCUGUGUUUGCUCAUUGAGGUAAUUAAUUCGUAUUCAAUGUGAACUUAGAUGUUUCAGCUGUUGUAGCGCUUGAAGGAAAAACUGCUAAAAAGAGGGGAAAGCAGCUUGAUGGUGCAAUACAUGGAGCUAGAGUUGGGGGAUAAAUGGGGGGUUUCAUUGUGGCAACAUGUUAAUCAUAUGUGUUAUGGGGUUUCUAGAGUUUAUGACACAGGAGAAGUGGGUAAGGUAUCAAACUUUCGCUUCUUAAUGUGUUCUUUGUAUGGUGGAACUUGGUGGAUAUGGUUUAGGAUGUCCCUUGUAAUUCCAUUCUUACACCUUGUGUUCUGUUGUAGUUCCCAUCUGUAUGGAUUUCAGAGUCUUGCUUUUUGGCUUUUAUAGAAAAGGGGUGUGAGUAUCAUACGGUGUCCGGUGAAAUGAACUACUGUAAUGGAAUUAGCAGCUUUAAGGUUCAAACUGAA
Messenger RNA from Nicotiana attenuata, 2835 nucleotides. Its product is annotated as serine/threonine-protein kinase CDL1. Gene Ontology annotation, molecular function: protein kinase activity; ATP binding. The coding region runs from base 685 to 2229 and encodes 514 amino acids. The transcript is spliced from 5 exons. The record is from RefSeq and is a predicted model, not a curated record. Gene Ontology annotation, biological process: protein phosphorylation. Lineage: Eukaryota; Viridiplantae; Streptophyta; Magnoliopsida; Solanales; Solanaceae.